Tigriopus californicus is the source of this 1798-nucleotide messenger RNA. Its product is annotated as corticotropin-releasing factor-binding protein-like. Gene Ontology annotation, biological process: hormone-mediated signaling pathway; negative regulation of corticotropin-releasing hormone receptor activity; negative regulation of corticotropin secretion. The transcript is spliced from 9 exons. The record is from RefSeq and is a predicted model, not a curated record. Gene Ontology annotation, molecular function: corticotropin-releasing hormone binding. Lineage: Eukaryota; Metazoa; Arthropoda; Copepoda; Harpacticoida; Harpacticidae. Bases 257 to 1291 code for a protein of 344 amino acids.
UGUAAAUACGAGCGUAGAGAAUUGGGCCCGACUUCGGAGAGGAAAAGGACCCGAUCCUGUGAGUCAGUCAACCAGGAACCAUACGACUAGUUGUAUCUUGCAGAAACGGGCCCACUGGAAUCUUCAUUGACAUAUUGAUCGACCAAGGUACACGGGUCGAAAACAUUUUGAAGACUCCAUACAUCUCGACAAAGCCUCCAGUAACCUGUGCGUGGGCUCUUUAACCGAGUAGCAAAGUACUUCAUUCGUACAAGCAAUGCAAAAUAUCUCGAUGCAGUUGGCAUUCUCAUUUUUGAUUGCAUCGAGUUCAUGGUGGGUGGCUACAGUCUCAUCCGCCUCCUAUGUCCCAUUCAACCAGCGCUUCACUUCUUUACCAGGUGUCCGAGCUCUUCCCAAUACUAGAAUUCAGGCCAAGCGAUCGGGGGGUGGUCCGCAUACCAAUCACCUGCCUCAAAAUUCAUUAACAGAGGAAUCCGAGCUCAAGUCCCACUGGAUUACUGAAUGUAUGACGGUGGCUUCUCAACCUGGGCAUUACAUUUAUCAGUCGAAUGGCGAGGCUUCCACUUGUGGCGUGUAUCUUGCAGCUAAUCCCGACCAACUCGUGGAAAUCGAGCUCGAAGAGACCGACGUUCCCUGUGAUGGAUCUUUGUUGGUGGUUCUCGAUGGAUGGGAGUUAAAUGGAAGCAUUUUUCCUGAUAUCAACGACCAUGAACUGCCAAUGGCAUAUAGGGUUACUGAAAUGUGCAACGAACGAAUGCCAAGGAAACGCAGGUUUAUAUCCAGUCAAAAUGCGGCGCUCAUUCAAUACUUGAUUCCCACAAAAGGCAAAGGAUUUUCAUUCCGGGUCCGCUUCUUGCCGAAUCCCGUUCCCUGCAACAUUCUCAUGUCGGACAUGGAAGGGUUGUUUACGAUGAAGAACUUGGGACAAGCUAAAAAUUGCUCGUUGACGACUUUAUUGUUCCCCGCUAAUUUUGAGAUCAAGCGCAUGGAAAUUGGCGGCAGUCGGAAAACAUGUCGAGAUUGUGUGGAUAAAGUGGAAAUUGGAGGAUCCUCGUCCCUAGAUUCGGCUCAAUUGGUAACCAAGGAAACCUUUUGCGAAUGCGACGCUGCUAAAGUUCAUGGCAAAAAAUCAACCAUACUUUGCGGUUCAUCCACUGUAAGAAUGGUCUCGAGCGAAGGGAGCGAGAAUACCUUAUCCAUUUGGGCCCGACCAGCGGACUUCGGAAACGACCUGGACUUUGACAAGAACAUCAUCUUCAUGUGUCCAGAAUACAUGAAGUACAUGGAGUAGACCAUGAAGCGGUUGAGUCCGAUCCCUUGCAUCAGAUUUUACCCUUACACAUUCCAUCCCCAAGCUUUGAUUUGACCUCCAUCCCCCUUGAUGUUGUACUGCGUCAUCACUUAUUCAUCUAUUCCUGAUCGUCACAUUCAGAUCAGGGUUUGUGUCAAUUUACUUAUUCCAUAAUCAAUUCGAAAGCAUUAGAAUGAUGGACAUAACGGCUUGGUAAGAUUAUCAGUUUUAGGGACCUAAUGACCACCUCAGCGAUCGAGUCUGUGCAUCUCCUCCUCCUCCUCUUGUCCUCACUUAUUUACUUACUUUCCAAGAAAUCAGUAGAAAAGCUACGCGUUUUCGUCAAAAACAUAUCCUUUUAUUUUUCCAUCAAUUUGUUAUACAAUUCCUCCUGUGUGUGUUGAUGAUGUGUGUAGUAGUUAUUAUUAUCAUUAAUAUUAUGAAGAAUAUGAUUACAAUUCUUGGGCAAAUAUUUACCACUGUAGACAAUAAAGUCACAAUUGGUCA